Lytechinus pictus (painted urchin) is the source of this 5742-nucleotide messenger RNA. RefSeq names its product TBC1 domain family member 13-like. The record is from RefSeq and is a predicted model, not a curated record. Gene Ontology annotation, molecular function: GTPase activator activity. Gene Ontology annotation, biological process: intracellular protein transport; activation of GTPase activity. The transcript is spliced from 12 exons. NCBI's taxonomy places the organism in Eukaryota, Metazoa, Echinodermata, Echinoidea, Temnopleuroida, Toxopneustidae. The coding region runs from base 28 to 1221 and encodes 397 amino acids.
GAUGGCAUAUCAUCGGCAUUAUUCAAGAUGGCAGCCUCCUAUUCAGAGAGGGUUUCGUCCUUUCAAGAUGUCUUAAAAGGCCCCAAAAUAGACGUCACCGAGCUGACAAAGAUGUGUUUCAAUGGUGUUCCAGACUCUGCAGGAAUGAGAUCGGUUUGUUGGAAAAUCUUGUUAAACUACCUACCAGCAGCCAGAACAACAUGGCCAGAUGUGUUGGCAAAACAGAGACAACUUUACAAAGAGUUUCUUGAAGAGAUGAUAAUUCAACCUGGGUCAAAGGAAUACAGUACUAAGAGAACAGAUGUUACAAUGGAAGAUCACCCUCUUAAUCCCAAACCAGACAGCCAAUGGUCACAGUACUUUAAGGAUAAUGAGGUUCUUCUUCAGAUUGACAAAGAUACUAGGAGAUUACAGCCCGACAUAGGUUUCUUCCAGACUGCUACAGACUACCCAUGUAAGGAACUUGUAGAUGCAUCUACCACCCUUGAAACAUUGAGGAAGAGAAUAGAACACACCAUGCUCCAUUCAGUGGCUGUGGCAAAGUCUAGGGCUGGUAUUACUAAUAUGGUAACCUCAAAGAAACCAAUGAAAAUGGAAUUUGGUCAUGAUACAUUAGAAGAAGGUCAAGAAGCUCAUUGGGAAGUAUUAGAAAGAAUUCUCUUCAUCUAUGCCAAGUUGAAUCCAGGUCAAGGCUAUGUCCAAGGAAUGAAUGAAAUCAUUGGACCUCUCUACUAUGCAUUUGCAGCUGAUAAGGAUUUGAGUUGGCGAGAACACGCAGAAGCCGACACAUUCUUCUGCUUCACCAACCUCAUGUCCAAGAUGCGUGAUACCUUUAUCAAGACGUUGGACGACUCACCGACAGGGAUCAACGCCAAGAUGGUCAAACUGAUGCAGAUGGUGAAGCGUUGUGAUGCCAAGAUCUGGCUGCAGUUCCAGAAGCAGGAUUUGAAGCCUCAGUUCUUUGCUUUCCGAUGGCUGACUCUUUGGCUCACCCAGGAGUUCCCUCUUCCAGAUGUUACCAGGUUAUGGGACUCAUUACUAUGUGAUGAAGGCAAGCCUGAAUUUCUUCUAUGUGUUUGCUGUGCAAUGAUUCUAUCUCAGAAGGAUAUCAUCCUUGAAGGAGAUUUUGCUACGAAUAUAAAGAUGCUACAGCACUUUCCAGCAAUAGACAUGCAUGAACUACUGAAGAAAGCCAUUGAAGUAAGAGAGUUCUGCUCAUGAUCAAAGCAAUUCUGACAAACCUGGUGAUGAGGUUGGCCAUUUCACGCAGCACAGUCAUGUCAGAUGGACCUUUUUUAUAUUGACUGCUUGUGCAAGGUGUAUUGUUGCUUGUUGCAAGACUCUUACGCUGUUCGGAAUCCCUUGUACUGCUUUGAUUGAGGUGCACAAUUGGAUGAUGCAGUUGUCCUACAUUCUUGUCAAGCAAUAGAUUAAUCAGAGAUGGAAUGUACACUAGUCUCAAGACCAAAUUUUCUUGCUAAUGAUCUUGAUCUAUGCUGUGCACCUGUACCAGUGGCACAUCUAGGAAACAGCGUCCGGGGUCAGUGCUAAUAUUGUGCCCCUUUUAACCUCUGAUGCUGGGGGUGUGUGCUGAAGUCCUGCCCAUUCCAGCAGCUGACGCAAGGGGUAAGCAUUAGAAUGGCAACUAAUCUACAUUUUUUAUGCGAUGAGCUAUUUUUGGGUUCCUUUUAACUUGAACCUUUUUGGACUCCAUGAGAGCCACACCCAGGGAACAUUUGUCUCUUGCCCCUACCCCCCCCCUAGAUAUGCCACUCUUAUGCAAUCACCCAAGUCACUUAAAGAUUCUUAUGAUUCUGAUCUUCUGGUGUGUACUCCAUUUCUUAAAUUUAAUGAUGAAUUCUGAGAGCAACAAAAGGAAACAAGAAAGGUACACAAAAAUAUGAAACGUUUCCAGAUACACAUCAGCAAACUGCAGCUGAAUGUUCUGUAUGUGAUGAAGCAUUAAAAUCAAAGUGCAAUGCACGUCAUCUGUAUAUUAAAAAUUGUAACUAUUGUAGCCUUAACCCCUCUUUCCCUACAAAAUGACAAAAUUGUCACAGUUGAUACAUUAAACCAUAAUAAAUGUAUUAUGAUUUCAGAGCCAGGGCCCUGUUGCAUAAAAGAAACUUUGAUGGUAACUUUGCUUUCCAUUGGUAACUUCCCUGAAAUCCUUGAUUCUGAUUGGUUGUUUAGAUUGCUACCAUGGUUGCUGCCAAAGUUUCUAUAAUAGUAAUUUUUUGCAACUUGACCCAGAUGGAUGAUAAUUAUUGUGUGAAGUAUAAGAAUUAACAUUUUGGCUCCAAACAUAGAUACAGUUAAAUCCACUUUUAUCAGUAUUGAAUUGAUCAAUAUGCACAUGCGCAUAGGUAUAAUGGGUGCUAAUAAGUUUGAAUGUCUGCUCAUAGAAACAUAGAGCCAUGUAAUGUGGGAUGCAAUGUGUGUGUAUAAUGAUUUCCGUGAAAAUGUGGACUGAAUCAAAGCCCCUGUUAUUGCAGAUCAAAGAAAAAAAAGAAAGUAUUUUAAGGAUUGACAUUAAAGUAACUACUAAUUUUAUUUAAGACAAAGUAUAAAGUCACGAGUUAUUCAUUUUGGUGACUUUUGGUCUUAGAUCAGAUGACAAUAACUAAUGAAUAAUAACUGAACUAGUAUGCAAAAUUUGUUGCAUGAGGUUUUUUUUUUACUUUUAAGUUGUACCUUUAUUGUAUAAGUUAGGCAAUUCCAUAAAAUAGCAAAUGUUUUUGCAUAUCAGACUUAAUUCAUUUUUAUACUUUUUAACUUCAUUUCAUAAUUUACUCAAGCCAUAAUGUUUGUGAGGUUUUGGAUUAAUUGGUUGUUGAAAUCCAAUAGGCUUGAAAGAGGGACACAUGGUUCUAAUAAACAAUAGGUUAAUGUAUUUUUUUUCAGGCACAAAGUGAUACAACAAAUUUCUUUUUUCUGUGAAACUCAAUCAUCCGAAUUUUAGUUUUGAUGAUGUUUUGUAAUGCAUCUCAUAGUUUCAGGUCUUUAUUUAAAAAGAAACAGAGUAUAUUACUUUCAGAACAGACUAAAAACACCCCAAUAUAAAGGUGACUGUUUUUCCCCCACAUGUUUCUUCUUAUUACACAGUGAUAUUGGUUUUGUUCAAUUUCAAAUCAUACUGGUAUUGUGAUCAGUAUAACAAAUUUUGUUGUAUUAUACCAUGACAAAAGGAAGCAACUCUGCUUUUUCUUCAAAUUUGACUUUUCUUGAAUGUGUAUAUUCUCUGUAUGCAAGCUCUACUUGAUGCUAAAGAGGAGUCACGUCACCCAGAUGUCUGAAAUAUAGACAUAUAAAAAGCAUGUAACUCUAUAUAUUUUCCACAUAGAAAUGACACAGUUUCCUCUUUUGCUAAAAAGCUCAUGACACGGAAUUACUUCCUUUUAUCAUGGGACAACGGUGUACAUUCAGUGGUCAGCGCGAGCAUGCCAGCCUCCGAUCAAAAUGAUCAAAGUGCUAUUUUGCUACAGUAUAAUACAAUGAUUUUCCUAUAUUGUGUUACAUUCACUACAAUAAUUGAGUAGUUGGUGCUGUGAAUGUUGGGCACCAUAUUUAAAUGAAGUAUAAUGCACAUUAAUAAAAUCCAACAUCAUUGUCCAUUUUCCAAAUACCAUGCCAGAGUAUUUAUGUGUGUGCAUUUUGAUCUAUACAAACAAGUUACUCCGUUUUAUAUGCAUGUACAUGUAUGCAUUUCAGUUUUACUUGAAUUUUACUCAAUAUAUGCACAGGUGUGUACAUACUCAGAAUUAAAAUCACUCUGUAGAUAAAAAUAUGUAAAGAGAACAAUUUAUCUAAAGUGCCAAAAUAUUCAGAAAUAAAUGAAUGGAAAACACAAUACUUUCAUGACAGUAAAUAUGAUAUAGUUUAGUUGGUAGAACUAAUGUUGUGGGUACAUUUAUGAUUUGUUGUACUUGAAUAAUUGUUUUAGAUGUAUUGUCUCAUUUUUUGUCUCUCUCUCUCUCUCUAUCUCUCUUUCUGUCUUACAUGCACACUUAAUCACUUACUUACUGUCAUUCUCUCUCUUUUUCUUUCUUUCUUUCUUUCUUUCUUUCUUUCUUUCUUUCUUUCUUUCUUUCUUUCUUUCUUUCUUUCUUUCUUUCUUUCUUUCUUUCUUUCUUUCUUUCUUUCUUUCUUUCUUUCUUUCUUUCUUUCUUUCUUUCUUUCUUUCUUUUUCUUUCUUUCUUUCUCUUCUAACUUCCUCUCUAUCCUUCCCUCUUUCUCACUGCCUCUCUCUCGUCCUCUCUUUCUCAUGAAUAUUCAUGAUGAAAUGGUGUAAUGAGUAUGAUAAUGAAUCAAAAAUUUUGCAAGGUCUUGCCAUCUUAUGUUUGAAUGUGAUAUGUGAAUUUAUCAAUCUUAUUAAUUUAUUGAAAAUGGAAACUUAAAUUGUAUCUAUUAUAACCCAUAAUUUUUUUCUAAGAUAUUUUUCAAAUUUGUCUUCAAUUCAAGCAUAUCAUACAUUCAUACCAUGCCUUCUAAGCUAGCUGUCAGCAUUCUCAUUUAUUUUUUUUAGGUUUUGAGGUGAGCUCUUAAAACUGAAAGAGUGAAACUUAAUCCCUAUGCAUUGGAAAUCUUGCAUUAUGGAUUGGGCACUGUACAUGAUGGGGGGGGGGGGGGGUCUAGACUCCUACCUGUAAACUAGUCUUGACUCUUGAUACAUCAUACCUUUUAAUAAAAUAUUUGAAGAUUUGUUGUAAAGUUUGAUACAAAUGAUGAUGCCAAUUGGGAAUGUUUGAAGAAAAUCUAUGACCCUGUUUUCAUAAAAGCAACACAUUUGUGGUAGAGUAUUGCAUAGAGUAAGUUUAUAUGUUUAUAUUGCUUACAUUCUAUUGGGUUUGUUUUUUAAGACUACAUGACCAAACUGUUGCAUUGUCGGUAAUGAAUCGGGCACUGUUCUAGCAGUUCAAACCUUGGGCUGGUGCUAUUCAAUGUAACUCUUGAGUAUCACCUUUAACCACCUGUCCUUCUAUAGAUCUACAUGUAUCAAGUUAGGAUUUUUAUCUGGUAUUAUUUGAAGUGUUCCAGACAAAACAUAUUGACAUGACAUAGCAACUUAUAUCUGACUCAUUACAUAGUAUAUUGAAUGUUCCGUUUAGUUUGGAAACCCCAUGGACAUGGGCAAUAUUUUGUUUAAUUUGAAAUAUGAUUUGGGGUGUAGGAUUUAGAAAGUCACCUUGCUGACCCCACCCCCCCCCCCCCUGGGUCCCCCACCCCUCCUUCCCUGCCAAAUCAACCACUGGAUUCUCCGUCCAAGAUAGGAACUUGUCCAUUUUUAUAUUGAUGUGAUAAAAUAUCUUGUACCCACUUGGUCUACUAGCAAUUUGGUCUAAUUGCUGCUUCAUAAAACUUCUAAUUAUAACAAAUUUGCAGUGAUAGUUAUAAGCUACUGAAAUCCUUCAAUGUGAUUGGCAGAUCUAUUUUUUUUAUAGAAAUUGUGCAUUUAUUUUUAUAACAAAACAGGAAAAACUUGUUUAGGGGGUGUUUGGAAAUUCCUUGGGCCCUGGUACAACUAUCAUUUGGUCCAAUAUUCACUUGGUCUAAUACAUGUUUGGUCUAGCAGUCAUUUGGUGACUGGUCUAAUCUUUAGAUGGUCUAAUCUCCACUUUGUCUUAUUAUUUGGCAGUUUUUCACAUGAACAUUUGAUUAAAAGAAAAACAGUUCAUGUAAUCAUAGGUUAAGUUGCAUUAGACCAGGUACAUGUAGAUAUUAGAUGAAAUGAACCCAACUGGC